Molecule: messenger RNA, 1233 nt
Organism: Giardia duodenalis
Lineage: Eukaryota; Fornicata; Diplomonadida; Hexamitidae
Product: Eukaryotic initiation factor 5C
Exons: 1
Coding region: 1-1233 (410 amino acids)
Cellular component (GO): membrane; cytoplasm
Molecular function (GO): protein binding
Source: RefSeq, a predicted model, not a curated record
AUGUCGAAGCCUCUCCCUGGUGCACUUGCAGAUACAAAGAUUCGUACGCGAAAGCGCAACAUAGUGGUCCAAAAGGAUCCAGAGUCUUUUCUUGAGGCCUUGGAGCACCUGUUUGUGGGCGACAGUCUAGAGGAGGUCUUUAAGAAUUUGGAUUCAGCCACGGACAUAGAUUAUAAGACCUACCACGAGUUCUUCUUUGACAGAUUUAUUUCCGGGUCUAUUGGAGUUUGCUUUGGUCGCGUUGACAAGAGGAAGACCCCUCGAUCCCCGUCAAUAUUUGCUGAUAGUCUCAGCAAGGUGGAUGCGUGGAUCUCUAUACUAGAGCGGUUUAUGAGGAAGCGGCCUUACAUGCGUAUAGGGAUAGGCGAGGUGAUCGGGAGGGCCAUGCUCACGAUUGAUAACAUCCCUCAAUAUCUUGACCAUGUUAUGUCCAUAUGCUCUCAUCUGGCCAAUCUGGACAUACUUAAAUAUGAAAAGACCACCGAGUUCUUCCUCCUCAAGUUACUAAGAAUCAACCACCUCGUUGUCUCUGGAGAGGCUCUCAGCAUCCUGUCAAAGUUUACAAACUUAUAUGCUACCUUGUCCAGUCAGCAGAAGGCGUGGGAGUACCUCAUUGCAGGCGAAGUCGUUGAUAAGCUCUUUGACUUCUGCCCGGAGCACUGCAGCGAUGUCUUGAAGCUUCUAGAAGACUCGUAUGGUAUGCAAUGGUUUGUCGAGCUUUAUCGCACCAAUCAGACGAAGAACAAUAUAACGACGUGGGAGCAGAAGAUCAUUCAGUUUAUGCAGAAAGACCCAGAGGGGGAAGAAGAGACCCUCGAGGCUCUUCGCGAGGACGCGCUCAGACAGGUGAAGCAGUGCAAGGAGGAGUGCGGCAUGUCUGCCGAAGAGUCAGUCAUGUUCAUGUGGCGCUGUAUUGUUUCUCUUUCUAAGACAAUGUCAAAGGACAUUGUUGGGGCAUUGAAAAAGUGGGGGCCGUGCUUGUAUACUUUAGUAGGAGAUGACUUAGUCAUGCAAGGCAAGCUCCUAUCCACUGUCCAGACCACAUGUUAUAACAAUCCCAACAUCAUUAACAGCUUUAAGCCUAUUGUCGUGCAGCUUUAUGAUCUAGAAAUCUUGGAGGCCGACGUUAUCAUCGCAUGGGCCAACGGGAAUAGUGGCCCUGGCAGGUCUCUGUUUGGAGAACAGCUAGCUGAGUUCGUCACCUGGCUUGAGGCCGACGAUGGAGAGGACUAG